Messenger RNA from Aureobasidium melanogenum CBS 110374, 1263 nucleotides. Its product is annotated as alpha/beta-hydrolase. Bases 1 to 1263 code for a protein of 420 amino acids. The record is from RefSeq and is a predicted model, not a curated record. Gene Ontology annotation, molecular function: hydrolase activity. NCBI's taxonomy places the organism in Eukaryota, Fungi, Ascomycota, Dothideomycetes, Dothideales, Saccotheciaceae. The transcript is spliced from 3 exons.
AUGUCGGUACCAGAACGACCGUCAAUCGCCGUUACGGCUGCUCACCAGACUGAGCGUCACGACUUUGCAGAAGCGACUCCUCAGCCGUCUCUUGCUCCCUCGCCAACGCCGAGUCCCCCUCCUCCCCAACAUCGGCCCAUCUCUCCUAUACACUCGACAUCGUCGUCCAAGAAGACCCAAGCGCCCACCCGUCCAAGAUGGAUUCUUCACUUGCAGGCUCAGAUGUGGCGCUUCCUCAUGGGCAUCGGAAUGCUGCUUCACCGCAUGGCUCCUCCUCACCCACCCAAACCCUCGUUCAAACGCUCCAUCAAGGCCACCGUCAGUUCCAAGCCCGGCGCUUUUGAUCUGCACUUCUACGUGCCCAAGGACUACGAACAACACCGUCGAACAAACUUCGCCAAGAAGAGAUACCCCUGUGUCAUCAACUUCCACGGUGGAGGCUUCACCUUGGGCAGCCCUAGUGACGAUGCCCGUUGGUGUGGAACCGUCGUCGACGAAUGUGGUGCUGUUGUUGUCUCGGUCGACUACCGCUUGGCUCCCGAGAACCCUUUUCCUACUGCCGUCGAGGAUGGAGUAGACGCUGUCCUCUACAUGGCAGAUAACGCCGACGAGUUUGGCAUCGAUGAGAAUAAGAUUGCCCUUUCUGGUUUCAGCUCCGGCGCUAACAUGGCCUUUACCGUUCCUCUCCGCCUUUACGAUCACCAGAGCGAUCGCAGUCACACCACAGUUCAAACUGUAUCCAUUUGCGCAAUCGUCCCAUGGUACCCAUCCUGCGAUUACACCCAAACCCGUGAAGAGCGCAGAAACACUUCUGUCCGUACUGAUCAGGACCUUCCCGCCAUCUUCACAAACCUCUUCGACGAGUCAUAUCUCCACCCUCCAGACACCAUCCCCCUGGACUCGCCUUAUCUCUCCCCUGGCAUUGCACCCACCGACCUUCUGGCCGAAGCCCUGCCCCAAGAAAUCAUCAUGCACACUUGUCAAUGGGACAUGCUUCUGGCCGAAGGCGAAAAGUUCCGCGAUCGUCUAUUGGGCAAAGGCAUCAACAAAAGCGUCCACUACAAAAUGAUUGAAGGCGUGCCUCAUGGCUGGGACAAGGCACCCAAUCCUCUCAAACCUACUCCUGGUGUCAAGGAGCAUUAUCUCAAUGCUACUGACCACUUACGACGAAUCUUUGCAAAGCAAGGCGGCAGUGCCCCUGAAGAUGCAACUGUUGGUGGUGUUGCUGGUGAAGGGAGAAGAAUGAGUACAUUGGUCAAUUAA